This is a messenger RNA of Prunus avium (sweet cherry), 1201 nucleotides long. NCBI's taxonomy places the organism in Eukaryota, Viridiplantae, Streptophyta, Magnoliopsida, Rosales, Rosaceae. The record is from RefSeq and is a predicted model, not a curated record.
GCCCAUGACCAAAGUUAAUCAAACCAAACAAUUAACAGUCCCGCUUCCUCUAUUCUAUAUACACUUUAUUGGGGAAAGAUGGGGAGGUUUUCCAAGCUUGUUGGGUUGUUUGCCGUGAUGUUUGUAGUGGUGCUAGCAAUAGCUGAGUGUCGCAAACUUGAGAAAGAAACAUUCUCUGACGGCGGUUUGGGUGGUGGUGCUGGUGGGGGAUUCGGGGGGGGUGUAGGAGGCGGAGGCGGUGCAGGUGGUGGAAUUGGAGGUGGCAAAGGAGGCGGUGUAGGAGGUGGAUCCGGGGGUGGUGCAGGAGGCGGAGUUGGUGGUGGAAGUGGCGGUGGGGUUGGUGGAGGAGCAGGUGGUGGUGCAGGUGGCGGUGCCGGAGGAGGUCAUGGCUUUGGAGGUGGCAAAGGAGGCGGUGUAGGAGGUGGAUCCGGGGGUGGUGCAGGAGGCGGAGUUGGUGGUGGAAGUGGCGGUGGGGUUGGUGGAGGAGCAGGUGGUGGUGCAGGUGGCGGUGCCGGAGGAGGUCAUGGCUUUGGAGGUGGCAAAGGAGGCGGUGUAGGAGGUGGAUCCGGGGGUGGUGCAGGAGGCGGAGUUGGUGGUGGAAGUGGCGGUGGGGUUGGUGGAGGAGCAGGUGGUGGUGCAGGUGGCGGUGCCGGAGGAGGUCAUGGCUUUGGAGGUGGCAAAGGAGGCGGUGUAGGAGGUGGAUCCGGGGGUGGUGUUGGUGGAGGAGCAGGUGGUGGAAGUGGAGGUGGUGUUGGUGGAGGAGCAGGCGGUGGUGCAGGUGGCGGUGCCGGAGGAGGCUUUGGAGGUGGCAAAGGAGGUGGAGGUGGUGUUGGUGGAGGCUCUGGGGGAGGUGUUGGUGGUGGAGGUGGUGCUGGUGGAGGUGCUGGUGGAGGCUUUGGGGGUGGGAAAGGUGGUGGUGUUGGAGGAGGAGUUGGUGGGGGAGGUGGUGCAGGUGGUGGUGCUGGCGGAGGUUUUGGGGGUGGGAAAGGUGGUGGUGUUGGAGGCGGUGCUGGUGGUGGCUUUGGUGGCGGUGCUGGCGGUGGUGGAGGAAUUGGUGGUGGAUUUUAAAUCCCAAAUUCAGCUAUAGCCCAAGUUAGCCUGCAAAAGUCGUGUGUUAUAUGCUAUCGUGCAUGAAAAUGUAUUGCCCUUAAACUACAGAGAAUAAAUGAAGAGCUGUAACGUGCUUCACUUUUAGCUUUUA